Messenger RNA from Drosophila obscura, 864 nucleotides. RefSeq names its product PXMP2/4 family protein 4. The record is from RefSeq and is a predicted model, not a curated record. Bases 177 to 794 code for a protein of 205 amino acids. Gene Ontology annotation, cellular component: membrane; cytoplasm. The transcript is spliced from 5 exons. Lineage: Eukaryota; Metazoa; Arthropoda; Insecta; Diptera; Drosophilidae.
GUUUUCAUUAUUCAGAUAAACGGGUACGGAACGGAACGAGGGCACGCAAUGCGGAUGCCUCCAGCUCCACGACGUGCGUAACAAUAGUACAAACUAGAAUUCCAAUAAGUUAGACUAGAGCCCCUUACCCCCCACCUUCUCGACAAUAAACGAAUUCCCCGACAAUCCAUGCCAAAAUGGUGCCUCAAGCUGUGAAGCUGCUGCAGACGUCGCUGGGCCAGUGGACGCGAGGCGUUAUCAAGGUGAAGAUGCACCCCAUGGCCAAGGGGGCUCUCACAUACGCGAUCAUGUGGCCCACGGGCAGUUUGAUCCAGCAGGCGCUGGAGGGACGCAAUCUUAAAGACUACGACUGGGCCCGGGCCCUACGCUUCAGUCUGUUCGGUGCCCUUUACGUGGCCCCCACACUCUACGGCUGGGUGCGACUCACCAGUGCCAUGUGGCCGCAGACGAACCUGCGCACGGGCAUUGUCAAGGCCGUCACAGAGCAGCUCUCCUACGGACCCUUCGCUUGCGUCAGCUUCUUUAUGGGCAUGAGCCUGCUGGAGCUCAAGAGCCUGGGCGAGGCCGUCGAAGAGACCAAGGAGAAGGCGCUUCCCACCUACAAGGUCGGCGUGUGCAUCUGGCCCUUCCUCCAGACCAUCAACUUUUCCCUUGUGCCGGAACACAAUCGCGUCGUCUUUGUGAGCAUCUGCAGCCUGAUGUGGACCAUCUUUCUCUCCUACAUGAAAACGCGUCACUCCGAGGAGCAGACGGAGAGCGAGCACAGCACCACGGAUCAUCUCUCCUCUACAUAGUCUCCUCCCUCCGUUGUUGUUUGCUGUUUUCGUGUUUCCUUAGGCAAAAAAUUAGAUAGAAUUAGCGUAC